Messenger RNA from Periophthalmus magnuspinnatus, 1649 nucleotides. It is a transcript of the gene nuf2, whose product is annotated as UF2 component of NDC80 kinetochore complex. The record is from RefSeq and is a predicted model, not a curated record. Gene Ontology annotation, biological process: attachment of mitotic spindle microtubules to kinetochore; meiotic chromosome segregation; kinetochore organization. Gene Ontology annotation, molecular function: protein-containing complex binding. The coding region runs from base 119 to 1483 and encodes 454 amino acids. The transcript has 13 exons. Lineage: Eukaryota; Metazoa; Chordata; Actinopteri; Gobiiformes; Gobiidae. Gene Ontology annotation, cellular component: Ndc80 complex; kinetochore.
GACCAAUCAGAUAUCGCGUAGCGGAUGAAACAGGAAGUAAAUUUAGGGCGCCACUUUUGAGUCUGUUGUUGACAAAGUCGUGUAUUUAUGUACACAAAGUACUCUGUGUAUCGCAGACAUGGCUGAGAAUACUUUCCCCGUGUACACUGUGGAUGCUAUAGUUAAUUUCUAUCGAACAGAAGUUUUGACCGGACAAGAGGCGAAGCAGUUAACCAAGAGUGAUCUAAUCCCUUCUCCAAAGCCUGAGGCAGUUCAGACAUUAUACAUGAGAGUGCUGCACUUUCUGUAUCGUUUUAGACCUGAAUGUCACUCCAUGCUGCCACUCCUGGAGAACAUCCAGUAUCCUCAGUAUCAUGAAGGAGCCAGCUCCAUUGUGAGCGUAUACAUUUGCAUGCGCCAGUUUCUGCCCAGCUGCCUGUUUUUUGAUUUCUCACUGAAUGACCUUCUAGCUCCUAAAAAACAAAAAACGCUGAUAAUUCUGAGUGCUAUCAUGAACUUCCUUCACUUCAGAAAUCAGAGGAUGAAGGUCGUCUUGGAGAAACAAGCCAAAUUCAAGGCAGACGUGGACAGGCUCCAGAGCUAUGUCCGUUUCAAUAAAGAAGCUGAGAAGAAGAUUGAGAUCCUGACGACCAUCCCCCCGGAGCAGCAGGCUGAGGCAGACGAACUCGCUUCUGCUCUUUCUGAACUACAGGCCACCACAGUUCAUGAGUACCAGGAAGUGAACAUGAAAAAUGAAAACAUUGCUGAGUGGAAAACCAAAAUCGCAGAGAAAACUCAGAAACUGACCCAAGUCAAGGUGGAAGUCACAAACUUGAAGGAGGACAUUAGCAAACUCAAGUCUCAGAUUGUCGAGUCUCCUGAGGAACUUAAGAGCCAAAUGGAGAAGAUGAGGGACAAUGUCAAGAACAUCAAAAUGUCCAUUGAACAAGCAGACGAGUGUGUGGUGGAGCUGCAGAGCAUGGUGCAGGCUGUGGGCUUCACUGAAGCUGAGACUCAGCAGACGUACGGGCUGCUGCUGGAGCUGGAGGACAGCAUAAACAACACCAAGCACAUGCAGGAGGAGAACCAAGAGCUGACGGCGCAGUAUGAGAAGAAGCUGAAGGAACUGAAGAGCCUGUGUCUGGAGGAGGGUCAGCUGAAGCGAGCGAUGGGCAUGAAGCAGGACAAGGAGUCAAAGCAGAACAUCCGCAAGCAGAAACAAAGGGAGAUGAAGGAGCAGCAUGUCCAGGAUAUGUUGGGGCAGUGCAACCAAAUCCACCAGAAGCGUGAAGAGGUGGCCGACAAAAUCCAGGAGCUCACCAAUGAGACCCAGCACCUGAAGGCCAAAAUCCAGAGUCUGAGAGAUGUGUGCAGCAAAGAGACGAUGAAAGCUCAGGCUCUUUUUGACACGCUCUCUACUUCGAUGGAUAAGCUGCACCGACAAAUCGAUAUGAAUAUUGUUGACCUGAACCAAGACCUCUCCAUAAUGUCUGCUAAUUUUUAAGUUGAUUUCACUAUAUCCUUGUGUGCGUCCUGUUAUAUUUACUAAUGCUCUCUGUAACUAGAACAUUUAUAUUGUUGUGUGUACUGUCCUGUAUAAAUUGCUUUUACUUCUAAUCAUUUAUGAAUUAUUUCUGUAAAUCUUCAAAACAUAAAACAAAUUGCAUUUC